AUGGACAAACCACCCACCAUGUCAUCCAACGACAAAGCAAACCUUCCCAAAUUCCUCCAGGCCAUGGAAUCCAUCUAUGGCCCAUUGCCAAAAGCAACCGACCAGAAUCUCUCCAAGUGGGUACCUCCGCCGGCCGCGGAGGGCCAUCGAGGCCGCUAUCUCUGGACCGAUGGGUUUGCCGUCGUCAACUUCCUGACCCUUUAUCAGCUCACCACAGAGAGCCGCUACCUCACAUUCGCCAAGAACCUCAUCACCACUGUCCAUAACAUUCUAGGGUACAUCCGCAACGGCAAAUCGCGCCUCCCUGGCGCAACCGACUCCCACCCCCUCGAUGGCGGCCUUCGAAUCGGCAAACACGACGAAUCCGGCCCAGACGGCGACGGGCAGUACUUUCACUACCUCACCGUGUGGAUGUUUGCUCUGAAUCGCACGAGCCUAGUGAGUGGAGACAGAUGGUACAAUGACCAAGCCAUAUCCAUGGCCAAGGCCAUCCUGCCUCACUUCAUGUCGAACAUGGAAUCAAACCGACCGCGCAUGUUCUGGAAAGUCAGCAUGGAUCUCUCGCAUCCCCUUGUCAUGUCCGAGGGUAACCUCGACCCGGUCGAUGGCUACGUCACGUACAAGCUCCUCCAGUCCACGAAUGCAGACGACCCGGAAAUUCUGAGCGAAGAGGUCUCGCUCUUCAAGAAGAUCGUCGACAAGAAGCUCAGAGACUACGCCUCCACAGACACAUUGGACCUGGGCAUGACGCUGUGGACGGCGCACUGGUUCACGCCCGAGGAGGAGUGGGCAACCCACCUGACGUGCCGGGCGAUCGGCUGCGUCAAAAUGUUGUUGGAGAACGACUACUUCGACCAGCCAUCGCGACGGCGCCUCGCGUUCCGCGAAUUUGGCACCGCGCUCGGCGUCAAGGCCGCGCUCUCCAGCAAGACCGACGAGGGCGGACUGUGCCGCGAGGAUGAGCUUGUCGACGCCGAGUUUCGAGAACUCCCCGACUUGAUCUGUAGGACAUGGGAAGAGGCCGGGCUGGUGCCCGUGCCGACCAAGAAGAUGCAAGGGCGCAUGGCCGAGUUGAUGCCCAUCACGGCCGUCAUGUACGCGACGGCGCUGAUUCCCGGGUUAAUGAAUCAACAGCCAUGA
This is a messenger RNA of Cladophialophora psammophila CBS 110553, 1140 nucleotides long. RefSeq lists its product as uncharacterized. The record is from RefSeq and is a predicted model, not a curated record. The transcript has a single exon. NCBI's taxonomy places the organism in Eukaryota, Fungi, Ascomycota, Eurotiomycetes, Chaetothyriales, Herpotrichiellaceae. Bases 1 to 1140 code for a protein of 379 amino acids. Gene Ontology annotation, biological process: carbohydrate metabolic process.